Molecule: messenger RNA, 4952 nt
Organism: Stegastes partitus (bicolor damselfish)
Lineage: Eukaryota; Metazoa; Chordata; Actinopteri; Pomacentridae
Gene: runx1
Product: RUNX family transcription factor 1
Exons: 9
Coding region: 903-2390 (495 amino acids)
Biological process (GO): neuron differentiation; chondrocyte differentiation; ossification
Cellular component (GO): nucleus
Molecular function (GO): DNA-binding transcription factor activity, RNA polymerase II-specific; RNA polymerase II cis-regulatory region sequence-specific DNA binding; ATP binding
Source: RefSeq, a predicted model, not a curated record
AUCAAACCUACAGUGAGAGAAUCUCUGAAAACAGAGAGUUUGGAGACUCAAACAUUAUGUACUAAAGUGUGUAGAUUGUACAAUAAGUGGAUUUGGAUUAACAGGAUAAGAAAGGAGCAGCAGUUGUCACAUCCUGCUCAGUUUAAAGUCUUUAAUCUAAGUAUGGAGUAACUGAUCUAAUACAUAUUUAGCUGCACGUUUGUAUCAUAAUGUUUGCUCACAUAUUGAAUUCUUAAUGCUGCAGUUUCAUGCAGCAGCUAAAACCCGCCUCCUUUCGGACGGACGUAACUCUGAUUAGUUGAUUCCCUCGCGGUGGCAGCCGGCGGCGAGCUCCCUGAUUGGCUGAAAGCUUCUCCUGCACAGAUGACAUGCAAAUCCAGGGGUCUGCCGGUAAAAGGCUGGCGCUGUCAGCCGGAAUGGCCAUUCAUCUAGAGGGGAAGGGAGAGAGACGCAGCUGGGGAACAGAGAGAGCGUAACACAUUUACACUUAAAUAACAAGAUUCAGCCUGAAAUACAUUCAGCGCGGAUUUUCUUGUCCUCCUUCUUCCCCCUUUUCGCCACUUCCUUCUAUUUUUAACAUGUUUGGAGGUUUCAUUUGAGCUGCGCGGAAGCUUUGAAGGCUUUCCAAAAUCCACCACAACUUCUAUUCUGCAUGGAGAACACAAGAAAAACGCACUGAACUGUGUGGAGAUCUGCUUUGGAGAUCGUUUUGGCUCGCUUUUAGAGACUUGAUAUCCGGACCGGAUAGCGCACCGACACUGCGCGAAUAACUCGGCGAGCUAAUCGGCAACUACAAGCAAAGAAACCAAUCUUGUUUCUUGUGCAGCAAAUACGAAGAAAUCAGGAGGUUUAAAGUGAAGAUCGCUGGAGUUGAGAUUCUGUGGACGCACCGUGGAGCACAAAUGGUGUUUCUGUGGGACGCGAAAUACGACCCAGCCCCUGGCCGGCGCUACACUCCCCCCUCCACCACACUCGCCUCGGGGGGGAAGAUGGCCGAGGCCCUGCCCCUGGGAGCCCAGGAGGCCGGUGGCGGGGCGUCUCUGGUGGGCAAACUGCGCAUGGCCGACCGCGGCAUGGUGGAGGUGAUCUCGGACCAUCCAGGCGAGCUGGUGAAGACAGACAGUCCCAACUUCCUCUGCUCUGUGCUGCCGACUCACUGGAGGUGUAACAAGACUCUGCCCAUCGCUUUUAAGGUGGUUGCCCUGGGCGACAUCCCUGACGGCACCUUGGUAACAGUGAUGGCCGGAAAUGACGAGAAUUACUCAGCGGAGCUUCGCAAUGCCACGGCUGCCAUUAAGAACCAAGUGGCCCGAUUCAAUGACCUGCGUUUCGUCGGCCGCAGUGGAAGAGGAAAGAGCUUCACCCUGACCAUCACAGUGUUCACCAACCCUCCUCAGGUGGCCACGUACCAGAGAGCCAUUAAAAUCACGGUGGACGGUCCCAGAGAGCCACGACGUCACCGUCAGAAGAUGGACGAGGUCAAACCGGGCUCUCUGGCUUUCUCUGAGCGGCUAACAGAGCUGGAGCAGCUGAGAAGGAGCUCCAUGAGGGUGACGCCUCCUCACCACCAUCACCACCAACCGUCAGCCAACAGCCGCCAGUCUGCCGCACUCAACUCUGCCACCUUCUCCAACCCCACACACACUCAGAUCGCUGCCGACAAGUGUCAUCUUGCAGUUUUGUACCAAACAGCAAACUCCAGACAAAUGCAGACGUCUCCAUCUUGGUCCUACGAUCAAUCAUAUCCCUACCUUGGCCAGAUAACUACGCCGACCGUGCACACAGCCAAUCCUCUAUCGCCCAGUCGCUCUUCGCUCAGUGACCUGUCAUCUCGACUCACAGGUCCUGACCUCACAGCCUUUGGUGACCCCAGAGUGACCUUAGAACGGCCUUUCAGCUCCCUCCCUUCCUUGCCUGACUCCCGCUUCUCCGACCCUCGGGUGCACUACCCUCCCACAGCGGCCGCCUUCACCUACACACCCUCCCACAACCCUGUCUCCAAUGGCGCCCUUGGCAUCACCAUGGCAACAGCCAUGGCGACCACACCCGGGGGGCGGUACCAUACCUACCUGCCACCCCCCUACCCUGCGAACACCCCGCACCAAGCUCAGAAUGGGCCCUUCCAGUCCACCUCGUCACCGUAUCACCUCUACUACUCCACUGCCGCCGGCUCAUACCAGUUCUCCAUGAUGGCUGGUGGAGGAGGCACCAAUGACUCACGCUCGCCUCCAAGAAUCCUGCCACCAUGCACCAAUGCCUCCACAGGCUCCUCUCUGCUGCACCCCUCUUUGCCCAAUCAGAAUGACGGGGUGGGUGUGGAGGUGGAGUCUAGCCACAGUAGCUCCCCAACAAACAUGGCUGCUGCCGAAGCUGUCUGGAGACCUUACUAAACUCCCUCUUCGGCGGUCAAGGACAAAGGGUGUGCUCAUUUGGGAUGGUCAUUUGAUGGCGGACACUGGCAAGGGUGGAUCAAACUUACAUCAUUGAAUACGGUGGGAACUUCUGGUCCCUCAGUGACUGGUCAACUGAUGAUUUUGAUAUUUCUCUUAUUGUCUACAAAUCCCAUGAAAAGACCACCAAACCAGACCAAAGACCAACCAACAAAUAAUGUUUAUGUUUGUCUCUGAGUACUUUUAACUUUCAGGGCAUGUGGCUUUUAGCUGUUAGUCUGCUUGUUUCUCUGAAGACAUAAAUCUUUGAAAACAUUUCACUGAAAAAAAAAAAAAAGUUCAGUAAAUUCCUACAGCAGCAGUGCACAAUAGUGAUUAUCAGUGAUUAUUUGUAUUUAAAGAUAGGGAGCGUUUGUUUCUGAUUAUUCUCUGUAGCUUUACUGGCAGGAGUGAGGUGUGGGUUGUGGGUCUGCACAGAGGAAUAUGAUAUGUUAGACUUGAUGGACACACAGUACUUGGUAGUGGGAUACUCCAAGUGUUGCUUUGGGUCUGCACAUUGGAUGUUGACAAUAAGAAAAAUAUUGAGACUUAUUUUUUAUGCUCACAAACCAACAAGAAACUAACUAUUGGUGUUCAAAAUUCUGGAAUUUGAGAUAUUUUGUCCUUAGUAUUCCUCCCAGGACUGAGAGGAUGUUAGAACAUCAACAAUAGUAUGAAUGGAAGGAUUCUGAUAAACAUGAGGGUUGAUCAAAAAGUUAAGACCAUAUCUAUAAAAAAUAAAAGACGGACAUGAUUUACAUUUAGCCUCGUAAAGGUAGUCUCCUUUUACAGUGAUACCAUAUUCUCAGCGUUUCGGGAAGUCCCAUUCCGUAAACAUGCCAAGCAUUGUCUGCAAUGAGCACUGAAUCUCCUGCACUGUGUCAAACCCUUGAGCUUGAAUGCCAUUUUGGGGACAAUGAAAAAGUUGCACGUAGCCAGAUCUGAUGAGUAAAGCUGAUGGAGAGCGAUGAUGGUGUUGUGGUGGAGUACUGGUAUUAUGUCGUGCCACAAUCAGUCACCUCGGGAUGUUAUAGUAGCGCUCUGCCUUGAUAGUCUGACCCUAGGAGAUGAGUUCCUGGUGGCAACCAUAUGCGUUUUGAGGAUAACUAUCAGCAUGGUCCUGGUGCUGUCCUGACCUGCCGUGCCUUGUCCAGGUUCAGAACUUGCAGCUUUUUCUACUGUGAAAAUUGUUGUUUAUUCUCUGAGUGAUAGCCUACAAACCCAACUCAUGUUACCAGUGAUGAUCCUCACAUUAAGGUUGAUGAUCACAAACACAUCAACAGUCUGAGAACUUUUUGAUCAAUCCUCACACUUUAGGGUACCACCCUCCCAACUGUUGGGAAACUGUGACUUAAGAGCACUAGAUUGUUUGUUUUUAUUGGUUUGAAUUUUUGGGAAAACAUCCCCCGGCACUGUACGUCAUCACUCGACCAGGAGCCGGAUGAGCACGCCCAGUAUAAAACUGUCUACUGACAAACAAUGUUGGUCAAUGAAAAGCAUUCAGAAUGACUGACAGGUGCAUCAGCCAACAGACAGCGAGUGGACUGUCUCAUCAGAUUAUGAAGGCUUGACAUCCCAGUGUCCCCUCUCAGGACGGAGAACAGGACUCCAGCGAGGAGCUUCUAUGAUAUGAAGGACCUAAAUGGACAUAACUAGAGAGAAACAGGGUAACAUUUUGGUUUUACACUGACAAGGUGCAUGCUGCAGCACUGGACUGAUCUCAGUUCAGCAUCCUUUGUUAAAUAUCAGGACUUGUCCCCCCAUGAAUGUUGUUGUGAAUAGAUGAUUUGCUCAUGCCCAAUGUUGUGAUGGCCUGUUUGUGUUUACUGUCACCCAUCCUUUUUUUUAAAUACAUCAUUUUUUUCUCCAUAAUGCUUUUAACAUUCUGCUCUUACUGCUAACAUUUUUAGAAAAAAAAACAGCUCAUCAUGUUUUGAAAAUCUGAAAACAAGUUCACUUCACUUACUAUAGAUUUUUCCUGCCCCCGAAAGUCAAUUUAAAUAGGCAUAUUUUACUGCUUCAACACUGAGGAAAAUGCUGAGUUAUAGUCAAGUUCAAGGCCUGACUUAUGUUCUUAGACAGAAUAUUGGUUUUGGAAUGAAAAGGCUGAAACUGAGUCACUGUCUUCCAUCAGCAGCUUUCAUCCAAGCUGAUCUAUUCCGUCCUCCAGCCCCCCUUCUCUUGAAUUUUGACUCAUUGUCUCACCACACUGAAAAACCAUUACAGCAUGGAGUUUUGUAAAGUACUUUAAUUUAUUUCUACAAUACCUUUUUUGGUAGCAUUUAAUGUCUGUUUCUGUCUGUGUGCAAUGAGUGUGUGUGUGAGAAAGAGUGCGUCACAUUUGCCUAUGAUCCACUGAUGAUUUGUACUGUAUAUAGCAAUGGCUGUAAAUGACACCGCAUUUGAUCAUGUUUUCAUCACUCACACACACACACUCACACAUACACAAUAGUUUGUUUUGACAUUGUUGGUAGUGCACCUUUGGUUUUGAUUUAUAUAAAUAUUCUUGUGUAAAAAAUACAA